AAUUUUGUACCACAUUUCAAGACAUAGCCAAAAUGUAUAUCUAAUAGUUUCACCUCAUCAUUUCUUUAUUACACAGUCGAUGCACAUGUUGCUACUGUGGUAAAAUGUCAUUGUUUCACUACACGACUUCAGGCCUUAAAUACCAUCUCAACACCCAGCAUGAGUCGUCAAAUGGAUUUCAAAGACCUAAAGACCAAUUAAUACUGUUGAGGACAAGGCCCUCAUGUUUUGAAAGCAACUUUCAACAAUGUGUGUUCUACUCCCUACUUAUUUUUCUUGACAUUUUUCCUUGACGAACACAAUAAUGCUUUCAUUUUGACAGCUCUACAUAAAUACACGUGAACAUGAAUAAAAGAUCCAUUUUAAAUGCAAAGUAACAUCAUACAACAACAACACAACAUCAUUAAACACACAUUUCUGCUUCAUAUACAGUUGGUGAUCACAGCUCAUUUUCCGGCAUUUUGAAAUAUAAACCGUCACAUUUUUUGUUGACUCAUCCUUUGUCAAGAUUCGCCUCCAAACCAUUUCCUUCUUCUUUUUUCUUCGUCAUCUGUGACGUUACAGUGUCAUUUCAUCAGAAUGUAAAUAAAUUAUCAGUGAACGUCAGUCUCCUAAAUAGAUUCUUCUGCUGCCCCCUGUUGGCCACAUAGGUGACAUUAAACGGGUUUUUAUACCCAGACCGUACAUCUGGGUGCAGUCUAAUGUUUCUGACAAAUGUAUUUUUUCCAAAUGCCUCAUCAGCAGAAAGUAGAGAGUGUUUUCCACUGAUCUUAUAAAACACUACAGUAAAUAUGCGAGAGUAGCAGGUAUUUUAGAGCUGAGGACGCGCGUCCUGUGUGCCUUUACGCACGUCCUUUAGCCCCGCCCACCUCAUUAGUGACGCUUCCACCCUGCUCACGGAGCCAGUGGUUCACUUUGAAGUGAGUGUGUGGUGUGAUCAGUGAGCUGUUGAAGUCCGGACAGAAGACACGCACUGCAGGGACAUCCGCUGCCGAACAUUCCGGACUCUGUUUCGCAUCUUACAGACUGUUCUUACCCGCUGCUCUCACGCCGUGGAUUUUUAUUUUCCUCCUUGUUUAUUGGUUUAAAUAUUUUUUCUUAUAAAAAGAAUAAUAAAAAAAAUGGGAGAGACUUUAAUGCAGCGGAACUGAGAGGCUUCUUCAUCCUGCGGGACAUUUAAGGACACCCCGCUGUUGUUUGGUACCUGCAUGGAUUACAACAGAAACACUAGCACAACAUUUUGGAACAAGUUAACGCACCACCACGCACUCAGAGCGCUGCGCCUUCUUCUCUCCAAUGAAAUAUCUCCCCUCGGGCUCAGCUGUUGAUCGUGUCAGAGAGCGGAUUGUGUCGAGUGCGAUUCCAGACAGUAAAAACCCCGGUCCCGGACCCCUGGUCUCUGUGUUGACCCCUCUGGACCCACUUCGUCAGGCAAAGCGUCUCCCUAUCCGAGUCAUCAAGAUGUUGACUGCGCACACUGGACACUUGCUGCACCCGGAAUAUUUACAGCCCCUGACGUCCUCCCCAGUCAGCAUCGAGCUGGAUGCUAAGAAGAGCCCUCUGGCCCUGCUGGCGCAGACCUGUUCUCAGAUUGGUAAACCAGACACUCCAUCUUCGUCCAAGCUUAGCUCCAGCCAGGGGGACAAGGAGUCCAGCAGUCGGUCAUCCAUCUCCAUCCUGAAGCUGGGGGAGCACCGUCCCUCUCUGGAGGAUAAAUCCAGCUUCAAACCCUACAACAAAGGCAGCGGGGACAGUCGUAAAGACGGAGUCACCAGCAGCAGUGAUAAAGUCGGCUUCAGAGUGCCCAGCAAUAAUGCUACCACUAAUGGAAGUUCUAGCAGUGGUCAGCAGUCCUACCCGCCCCACCCUGCCUCCCCCAGCACCAGAGCCAACAGUGGCUCCCCACCGGGGCACACUCAGCACCAGCAGCCGGCGAGCCACAAACAGAGCCAGUCGCCGAGCGGGCAGCCCACGUCACACUGCCAGACUCCCAGUGGAGAAGCUGCUCAUGAGCGGGGCAGUCCCACCAGCACCAGCAGCAGCAGCAAAAAAGAUGCUGAUGUGAACAAGGGCACCUCAGAAAGUCCUCACCACGCAGCAAACUCCAGCCAUGUCCGAGCCAGUACAAACUGCAGCAACGGCAGCUCUGACAGUGGGUCCAACCAUGAGGGUGGGAAAGGAGAGGCCGCCCAACCCAGCCUCCUCUCCGGACACAUUACUCCCAUUUCCCCUUACAAGACAAGCCAACCACUCUUUUCCCUGCCAUCGUCCAACAUGGGCUAUCACGGAUCUGUGGUGGGGGGCUACGCGGGCUACCCGUCUCAGUUUGUUCCCGGACUGGACCCGACGAAGUCCAGCCUCGGAAGUAUGGCCAUGCCGGGGAAGCAUCCGAGCUCCAGCCCUCUCACCGGCGCCUCCCCUCCCUCGCUGAUGCAGAGUUUAUGCAGGGACCCGUACUGUCUUAGCUACCCCGGUGUGUCCCACCUGGGCGGAAGCAACUGCAACUCCUGCAUCCACGACCCUUCAUCCAGCCUCAAGUCCAGCUUCCCCCUGGUGUAUCCCUCCCACCCGCUGCACUCCCUGCACCAAAGCUCCCUGUCAUCUAACGCCUCCUCCUCCCUCUCCCAUCCCCUCUACACAUAUGGCUUCAUGCUUCCAAACGACCCCAUGCCUCACGCAUGUAACUGGGUCUCGGCCGGGGGGCCCUGCGACAAACGCUUUGCCACGUCGGAGGAGCUCCUGGCCCACCUCCGCACACACACCGCCCUGCCUGUGGGGAUGGACAGUAAGCUGCUCUCUGUUUCCUCCUCUGGACCUGCUUCCUGCCACCUUCACCUCCCGCAGCAGAGCAGUCCAGGCUCCAUGCCCAGCUCCCUCUCUCUCAGGGCUCCUCCCAGUCUGGGCUUAACUCGCUAUCACCCCUACAGUAAAGUCCAUCUGCCCCCUGCUCCCCCCUCCCUCUCUCUGCACUCUCUGCCCACCACAGGCCCCUACUACCCUCACUACGCCCUUUACGGUCAGAGACUCGGAUCUGCGUCCGCGCUGGGAUACCAGUGAUGUCACAUGGACUUAUUUUAAAAAGUUUGACCGUUUGGGAAACCUGCUCUCAGUCUUUCUGGUGGGAAAAACACUGAGAACGCUGCCUCUGCUGCUGUACCAGUGAAGUGAAGGCUAAUGUCAACAGACUGGACACAGUUAGCAGUACUUUGGUACGAGGUAACAAAAUCAGCUCUUGAAAAACUAACAUUAAUUUUCUCAUUCAAUUUUUUUGGAUGAAAAAAACUACAACGUUUCUCAUAUUUAAUGCUGAUAAAAAAUUUUGAAUUGAGAGAUUUUUUACCAUAUACAGAAGAGUGCAAAUGUUUUAGGCAACUGUAUACAUUUAUUAUAUUCUUCUUGAUUUUGCAGAAAUUUUUUUCAAGUAUAAGUAACAAAAUAAUGUAGAGACUAUUUUUUCCCAGCUCUUCUGGGUCAUUUAGGGCCACUUAAUUAUAAUAUUAAGUCAUCAGUCGCUAUUAGUCCUUCCAGCCUGGCUGCACUGCUGAGAGAUCCGCCGCAUCCAUGGCCCACGACCCAGAUGUUUUCUCUGUGGUUAAGAACUUCAGUGUCUCUCUGUUUGAUUAUAGUACUUGUAUACCCCUGUGUACCUAAGUAAGAGGCAAUAUAAAGUACACACUAGCCUAAAACGUUUGCACUGUAAUAUAGAGUUCCACAUUACAAACACUCAUUUUCUCAUCGAUCUCAAAACAAAUAUUUUGAGAUCAAUACGGUUUUUCCCAAGCUUUCACAAGAUUCCAGAAAAAGAAACCAAAAUAAAUCUUAAAAGUACAUUUAUUUUAUUUAUAAACAAAAUACGCAGCACUACAGUAAACUGUCAGCCCAGUCGUCGUACUAAACUGAGCUCAGUUCAGUUUCAUAUCAAUGGAAGAAUCAUAACAGCAGCAGAAACUGUCAGCGUUCUCAUCUUCUUCUCUGCCUCAGAGUAUACUUCCCAGAGAGUCGACAGAUUACUUCAAAGUUAGUACCUAAGUACAGCAGAUGCUGCUGCCUGCAACUUCAGACUGGAUGUAGGAGGAACUGAAGUCGAGAGUUGAAAGUACGAGUCCUGGAUUUUGACUUGAGAACAUCUCCACACUUUCUUUCUUUCUACGCAGAGGUUGUUUUCCCGCCUUCAGACUCCACCCAAAAGUCCAGAGGACACACGUGGCCCCUGCAUGUCUGCACAUCGCUCGGAUACUUUCGCAACAGACGCGACCGCCCCCGUAAAGGUUACGUUCGAAAAAUUAAUGGUUGGACGCUGUGUAAUAGCUGUUGGAAGUUCUGGGGUGGGGGGUUCUCGCUGCAAAUGAUUAUGAUUUAGUGCAGAAAAAUGCAGUUUGGCAGGAGGGUUAGUGUUAACUGAUGUUGACCCGACCUCUGUCUUGUCUCCGUUGGAGGAAACGCAUGGACUGUGCACUCAAACAGAGCACGCUGAGUGUGUGAUCACACAUCAUCCAUUCUGUUUCUUCACUCCUACUGAGAAGUUGUAUUUAUUUAAUAUCGCUUUUUUUUUCCUGAUACGAUAUGUUGAAUAUCUUUCACGUCUUAACAAUUCUUGCAGAUGAAUGUCAGAAUCACAUCUCCCUCUGAACUCCUCCUCCUCUGUUUUUACUUCAUCAUCUUCACGGCAACGAGUCAGUAAAGAAAAGAGAGAGAUGUGAUAUUUUUUUGUAAAAAUUUGGGGGCGCCCUGUGGUGGAAUCUGGUGGGGGGGGGAUGUAUUUUGUUAAAUAAAUCACAAUGAAGAUGUUAAUUUUCCAGUUGUCUUUAUUUUUUUACGUUGCUCUCAGGUUCAUCUGACUUUCGUCUCCCUCUGUGGUGUGAAGCUGAGACGACAUCACAGGACGAUUCACUUUGAU
Cynoglossus semilaevis (tongue sole) is the source of this 4897-nucleotide messenger RNA. Its product is annotated as zinc finger protein 703-like. Gene Ontology annotation, cellular component: nucleus. Bases 1297 to 3057 code for a protein of 586 amino acids. Gene Ontology annotation, biological process: negative regulation of DNA-templated transcription. The transcript has 2 exons. NCBI's taxonomy places the organism in Eukaryota, Metazoa, Chordata, Actinopteri, Pleuronectiformes, Cynoglossidae. The record is from RefSeq and is a predicted model, not a curated record.